Aricia agestis (brown argus) is the source of this 2041-nucleotide messenger RNA. RefSeq names its product FAST kinase domain-containing protein 4. Gene Ontology annotation, biological process: regulation of mitochondrial mRNA stability. NCBI's taxonomy places the organism in Eukaryota, Metazoa, Arthropoda, Insecta, Lepidoptera, Lycaenidae. The record is from RefSeq and is a predicted model, not a curated record. The transcript is spliced from 11 exons. The coding region runs from base 38 to 1687 and encodes 549 amino acids. Gene Ontology annotation, molecular function: protein binding.
AUAUAUUUUUCUCUAAAGCUGUGUGUAUUAAACAAAGAUGUUCAAAUUUAGUGGACACAUAAUUUGUAGGUUAGGUUCAAGAAAUGUAUUGAGAAAGUAUUCUGCUCCCGGUGUGACGGUAUUUAAAUCAAAUAAAACUGAUGUAUCUGCCAUUAACCAAGAGGAAAAUCUUACAAAUGCUGUAGGAGAUAAGGAGAAAACAGGACUUGUGGCAGCAGCUUUUGCUUCGCUAAAUGCUCCUGAUGAUGAAACACCUAAAAAGCCAAGUCCAAAAUCUAUCAAGCUUAGCCAUAUGCAGCAGUUGGACAGUCAAAUAGGAAAGGCAGCCGAUGUUAACAGCCUUCUUCUUGUUGCUGAAAAUCCUAUUGUUUCUAGACGGCAUGCACUUAAGAUGGUGUCAGUUCUCUCAGAAUGGUCAAGCAGUAACAAAGUGAAAAUAGCUGAUUUUGAGAAAGAUCCCCGGUUCCUCAAGUUGUGUCGGAUCCUCGCUCGGACUCCCACAUCACAGGCUAUAGGUUCUUUGACCAUGGCAGAAGACCUUAGCACUGUAUUGGGUAUAACUGGGGAUGAUGAAGCAGCACGGCUUAUUGCUAAUCUUGCUUUGCCUCAAAUGAUUAAGGUGAUGAAAGCACUCCAACAGAAAGGGCGCCGUAGUACUCCAUUGCUGCGGGCUCUCUCCUACAACAUCACUAAGCAACCUGAGCCUAUAGACUUGAAGAAAUCAGCCGAUCUCCUAUUCUCUAUGGCUGCUCUUAACUUCCCAGACCCUGUGUUACUGGAUAGGAUCUGCAGUGAUGUGUUAGACUGUUUACCAAAUAACACAGAUAAACCAGCAGUGGUGAACUCUAUACUGGUAUCGUUGGGGUUACUGAGAUACAGGCAUGAGCCAAUAUUGAAUGCUCUAGUGAGUUGGCUAAGCGAAAGGCUGAAGCUGCUGCGACCGUCGGAUAUAGCCUCGGCUAUUUUAACCCUUGCCACCGUCAACUAUAUACCUUUGGACUCUGAAAAUAUUUUUAAGGCAGCCGUAGCGCUGAACGAAGAUGAUAUGGCAAAGGCGUUUUCAUGGCUUGACUUGGUUUUCUCACUGCUGAUAUUUGACAAAGCUGACCAAAAACACUUAGAAUCGACGCUUCGACCAGAGUUUAUUGAAAAACUGCUGUCUGCUGGUGAAAUCACUAUUCCAUCUCGGCGCAAACUGAUGGCUAUCGACGCAUACGUUGGGCAGAAAUACCCUUCAAGUAACAUCCGUCUAGCUGAAGACAUUUCAGUUGGUGUACCAAUCAUGUACACGAGAGAAAAAGCAUUCUACGUCCAGUGCAUCAUGGAGACCUUCAAGAGUUUGAUCUCCGCUGACACUUUCCUGAAGAAGGAGUGUCAAUCUGGAAUGGGAUUUUUGUAUGAUGCUGAGUUUGUAGUGGACUCAAAAUGUCAUCCAGUCCCAUUGAAUAAAGCAGCAGAGAGGAAGGACGUUCACAGGAUAGCGGUGCUGGCGCUGGACUACCACGACAUGUCGCGCAAGGUGCCCGUGCCGCUCGGCGUCAAUGUCCUCUAUAGCCGGCUACUACAACUUAAGGGGUACAAAGUACUCGAGAUUCCAUACACGGAGUUUAACCCGAAAGACAAGCUCGUGGCGCGCGUGCAGUACAUAGAGAAGAGAUUGAAGGAACUCAUCGCUCAGCCCGCGUAGGUCAGGGGCGCAAAACCGGUGGUGCGCCGCUUGACAUUGUAAAGGAUGGAUGAAUUUACUUUUUAUUAGGGUUCCGUACUUAAAAGUAAGAAACGAACCCAUAUAAAAUCCACUAUAUUGCACGCAAAACUUUGCAAAUCGAAGUAUAGACGAAGAAGACGUAAUAUCGAAAUGCAAUUUAGAUACUUUUGUAUAUUUUAACUUGUACUGAAAUAGCAAACUCAAUCCAGAUUAAACUGGCAUCAUUGUCAUUUUGUUACAGCCUUUAAAAAGUAGGUACAUUACUUAAGGAUGCGUUUGCAAAUUUCAUAUAAAUUGACUCUUUUGAUAGAGUAAUGUAAUCAAAAUAUAAUU